AUGUCUGAACGACUUCUGCACUUCCUAAAGAGUCGUGGGUGUAACCGCGUCGGUCGACUGAGUGGCAGACGGAAGAAGGCGAAGAAGAAGAAGACGAACCGGCGACAAAACAACUGUCGGUCGCCAGUCACCGCGCCUACCAGCUGGCGACUUCGUGUGUGGGGCUUGUCUACUGCCACUGUUGCUGCUGCGGCUGCUGCAUUGAGCAUCACAGAAAAAAUGUCAAAAUAA
Molecule: messenger RNA, 231 nt
Organism: Gryllus bimaculatus (two-spotted cricket)
Lineage: Eukaryota; Metazoa; Arthropoda; Insecta; Orthoptera; Gryllidae
Source: the annotation of a GenBank genome assembly